Epinephelus lanceolatus (giant grouper) is the source of this 3284-nucleotide messenger RNA. RefSeq names its product NIMA-related kinase 10 (gene nek10). NCBI's taxonomy places the organism in Eukaryota, Metazoa, Chordata, Actinopteri, Perciformes, Serranidae. The record is from RefSeq and is a predicted model, not a curated record. Gene Ontology annotation, biological process: protein phosphorylation; regulation of cell cycle G2/M phase transition; positive regulation of MAP kinase activity. Gene Ontology annotation, molecular function: protein binding; protein serine/threonine kinase activity; ATP binding.
AACACGUAUUUAGCGGCUCAAAAUCAACUGUUGAUGCUGGUUUGCGAUGCUGGAGGAAGGCUGAACCAGGCCACUCAUGGGGGAAGCUGAAAAUGUCCAAUCCGGUUAAAAAAGUGAGACAAGGAGAAAAACUGCCCCUGAAAUCCAGAGGAAUCCAGAGCAAGCCAUCUCAUGAUCUCAGGAGGCUUCAGUCCCUGCUUGCCAGAAGCAUUCCCAGACAAGAGGUGGCAGCGUUGAGUCACAGUAAAGCACGCAGCAGCGGAGUCAGCAGAUCUCAAGGCCUGCAGCCUCUGAGAGACACGAACAGACAGAGGAGUGAGAGCGACAUCACCAGUGAAGCCUCUGAACUGGAAAAAUUCAGCAUCACCUACAGAGACCAAAGAUGUUUCAGCAGCCACCCACUGCACAAACUCUUCUCUGACAUCCUUGUGUCUUUGGUUAAGAACCGACUCUGCAGUGAAUGGAUCGACUCUGCACAGCCUGAGUCGGUUGUCAGAGUUUUGAUCUGCCUGCGAUUAUUGAUGAGAGAUCCCCACCAUCAGAAAAUCCUCCACCAGCUCCAAGGCAUCAAUUCACUCGCCAGGUAUAUGGAGCAUGUCACUGCCAUGUACAUAUCUUGUGGCGAACAGGCGCUCGCUGUGCAGAAGCUGGUCACAAUGACCUACAUGUUUCAGAAGCUGUCUGCUGUUGGAGAUCAAAAGGUCUGGGUCAUCGAGAGUGGCGCUCACAGGACGCUGGUGAAGCUCCUUUCCACGACAGAUAGCAGCGUGCUGCUGGGAGCCCUGCUGGCACUCACCACUUUGGCUGACAGCCCAGAAUGCAAGGAGGAGAUUGGAGAGUUACCCAUAGUGGAGAACCUGCUUGUAAUCCUGCAGGAGUACGACCUGCUGUCGAAGAGGAUGAGUGCGGAGCUGCUGAGGCUCCUGUCCCCGGUGAGGCGGGUGAGGGACCAGGUGCGGGAGCUGGAGGGUCUGCCAGUGCUGCUCAGCCUGCUGUACGGCCAGCACCUGAAGCUGCUGUGGAGCGUCGCCUGGGUCCUGGUCCAGCUCUGCGAGGAUCCCGACACCAGGACGGAGAUCAGGAGCUGGGGCGGGGUGCAGCAACUUCUCCGGCUGCUAAACAGCAACAGGCAGUAUGUCUCUGACCGCUCAUCCAUCGAGACGCUCUCCAGCGCCAACGCAGCCGGCCGCAUCCAGAGAGAGCACAUGAGAGAGGAGCUCAGCCCGCAGGAGGAGGUGGACAACACUAUGGCCCUGCAGUCAGCCUGCUGUACAGUUCUGACUGAGCUUAGUCUGGAUGACACAUCUGCUCACCACAUUGUGCAGGAAAAUGGGGUCUAUGUAAUAGCCAAACUGAUUUUACCACAAAACUCUGGACCAAAGGUCAUAUCUUUACAGUGCUAUGCGUUUAGAACCCUCCGCUUUCUCUUCAGCAUGGAAAGAAACAGGCAUCUAUUUAAGAGACUCUUUCCCACCGACCUCUUUGAGUUGUUUAUUGAUGUUGGACAUUAUGUUCGGGACCUCACGGCCUACGAGGGACUGCAGACCAAAGUUUCACUCUACACUGAAGAGGAACUGGACAGUCUGAGAGAGAGCAUUGAGACUGUGGACCAGAACCGACCCCCACUUAAAGUCAUCAACGGUUACUCCAUACUGGACCAUCUGGGCACUGGGGCGUUUGGAAGUGUCUUUAAGGUCCGAAAGCAGAGCGGCCAGAACCUCCUGGCUCUGAAGGAAGUGAACCUCCACAACCCGGUGUUUGGCAAAGACAAGAAGUCCAGAGACAGUAACGUGGAGAAAAUCAUCUCUGAGCUCACCAUCAUCAAAGAACAGAUGACGCACCCAAACGUCGUGAAAUAUUACAAGGCAUUUUUGGAAGGUGACAAGCUGUACAUCGUGAUGGAGCUGAUCGAGGGCGUGCCGCUGGCGGAGCAUUUCAACUCACUGAAGGAGAAGCAGCAGAAGUUCACAGAAGACAGGAUUUGGAAUGUAUUCAUACAGAUGUGUCUGGCACUGAGGUACCUGCACAAGGAGAAGAGAAUAGUCCACCGUGACCUCACACCAAAUAACAUCAUGCUGGGGGAAAAGGACAAAGUCACCAUCACCGACUUCGGCCUUGCAAAGCAGAAACAGGAGAACAGCAAGCUGACGUCAGUGGUCGGCACCAUCCUUUACUCCUGUCCAGAGGUGGUGAAAAAUGAGCCGUAUGGAGAGAAAGCUGACGUCUGGGCUUUGGGCUGCAUCCUCUACCAGAUGGCCACUUUACAGCCUCCGUUCUACAGCAGUAACAUGCUGUCACUGGCCAGCAAGAUUGUCGAGGCCGCGUACGAGCCGACUGAAGAAGGAGCUUACUCAGACAGAGUCACAGACAUGAUCAGAUGGUGUUUGAGUCCAGAUGCAGACCAGCGGCCGGACAUUGUGGCCGUCAGCACCAGGAUCUCUGACCUCAUGAUGAGGCUGAUGGACGGCCUCUACACUUCCCAGAAUGCACUGGAAAGGAGAGCAGAGAGAGACAGGAAGCGAGCGCAGAAGUACUUCCUGGAGAGGCACAAAUGCAGGAUGGACUGCUGUCGCUCAAACCUGUCUCAGGAAAACCCCUUCAUGAAUACUGAGUGUCCGACUCCACGCUCUUUUGCAGCCUGCAGUUCAAACCACAGCUAACACAGCAUCAGUCAAGAUAAUGCGUCAGAUGGUGAUGCUGAGCCAUGCAAUACCAAAGUCGACAUCACUGCCUCUACAGUAAAACACUACGGAUUUAAGCCCAGCACCUGUAUUACACUGGACCAAAUUCAGUCUGGUGGGGAUUUUGCUGCUGCAAAGAUUAAACCACGACCAGUGUCAGCGGGGAUUUGCGUCUCCCAGAAGAAGGUUCGGCAGAUUGAUGAUCCCAUUCAGAGGCUCCUGGUGCAGCUGCACAAAAUUAUUUACAUCACUCAGCUUCCACCUGCUCCGCACCACAACAUCAAACGACGGAUCAUUGAAAGAUUUAAAAAGUCUUUAUUCCACUUUGGGAGUGAUCCGUACAACCUGAAAGUGGAGCUCAGUAAGCUCCUCCAGGUCUCUCCAGACCUGAUGGAGUUAGACUCAGCUAGUUCUGACUGGUGGCCCCUGGUCCACCAUUUCACAGAGGAGCCUGACAGCACAGGUGAUGGGAAUCUCAAAGAUGGAGUCACCUAUCAGCAGAUGCAGGGGAUCAUAGAGGAGCUGCUGGAGGAGAACAGCUACUAUGGCAACACACAGCAGGUGACAUUUUACCACUCUGACAAACAGCAGACGGAUGCCUGA